Menidia menidia (Atlantic silverside) is the source of this 2411-nucleotide messenger RNA. NCBI's taxonomy places the organism in Eukaryota, Metazoa, Chordata, Actinopteri, Atheriniformes, Atherinopsidae. The record is from the annotation of a GenBank genome assembly.
CCCCUCCCACUUCUGGUCCAAUCCGCGGAGAUUUGGAGGAAAACUGCUCUCUCUCGCUGAGUUUGUGGAUGGGCCAGCACAGGGGGACGAACAGUUGAGGUUUCAGAGCCCGUAUCCAGUUUCCCUGUGAGCCCGCACACCUCAGAACCUGCUUUGUUAGCAGAGAGCUGGCACAGGGAAACCAGAAUGAAUUCUAGGCAGAAAUGAUUUUUUUUAAUCAAAAUUCCAGGUCAUUUGAAGGUAUAUUUUAAAGUCAGGUUUCCUCUCUCUGAUCGGGUCACCUCGCACUUUUCGGGACACUGAAAGCUCGGUUUGUGAGCUCGGUUUUUCAAAGCAAAAGGAAUCAAAACUUUGGAUCUGGAAAAAGGGGUUGAAAACCUCAACCAAGCAGGAUGCCCGGUGAUUUCCUCCCCCCGCUGCUGCUCCUGGCUCUGUUCGGGCUGACCCGGGCCUGCCUGCAGGACCCGGCCUCGGCCUACAGGUUCACCGGGACUGUGUGCAGACUCACCUACCCUGCUGCUGUUGUCUUGAACGAGAAGACCACCAAAGUCAUCGAGGCAGCGUUCCAACAUGCCAAAUACCCCAGCAUGCAGGGAGAAAAGUCCCUGCUCUUUGUGGGAAAAGUCUCCUACGGCCUGGACAAUUUGGAGAUUCACAACCUGUCGAUUGGCCGGAGUCAGUUCGAGCUGUUUCCGGGAAAAGGCAUCGGCCUGGAGAUCAGCAACGUGUCGGCCAUCUUUAAAGGGACCCUCCAGUACGGAUACGGCAGCUGGCUUGUCAACGUUGCACAGACUCUCGACUUUGAGAUUGAUUCUCAGAUUGAUCUUGGAAUCAACCCGAAACUUUACUGUGGCAAAGGGAAGGUGGCGGCGGACACGUCCGACUGUUACCUGACCUUUCACAAGCUUCGCCUCCACCUGCAGGGGGACAAACAGCCGAACUGGCUGAAGAAGCUCUUCACCGACUUCAUCACCUUCACGGUCAAGCUGGUCAUCAAAGGCCAGAUUUGCAAGGAGAUCAACAAGCUGGCGGACAUACUGGCCGACUUCAUACAGGACACAGCAGCGCACUUCCUCACUGAUGGAGACAUCAGUGUGGACAUUGGAGUGACCGCGGCUCCUGUCAUCACCGCUAACUACAUAGAAUCAUACCACAAGGGGCUGACCAACUACAAAAACACAACCUCCGUGAUCGACAACUCUGCGUUCCACCCAAGUCAGCUGACUGAAGACAGGAUGCUUUACCUGUGGUUCUCAGAUGAGCUGUUUAACCCCCUGAUUGCUGCUGCUCACCAAGAUGGCCGCUUCCAACUCAACAUCUCAUCAAACGAACUCACAGAACUCUUCAAGAUGAGUCUCUCCAGUGCCACGCCUGAGUAUAUUGAACAGUGUCUGGCGGAAACGGCGACUCCGGAGCUGAGAGUGUGGAGCUCGUCUGUUCCCUUUGUCAACACCUCCACCAUGGGCACGGCGGUCUGGGGGCAGGCGUCUGGAGAACUCUUCUGUGGGGGCCAAAGCACUCCAACACUCUCCUUUAUAACGGAUGUGUAUGUCGAUGUGAAGGCUUCCUAUGCUGACAAGAAGCUCCUCCUCCACAGUAAAGUUAACGAGAUCUCAGUCAUCAACGCUGAGCUGCCCUCACAAAAUAAACAAGUAUACGAUGAAUCAGAAAUAGAGUUCAUAAGAGAAGCGGUGGAGAAGAUAGGCAUUCCUAAAGUCCUGUCUGUUCUGGAGGUGGAGAUAACCAGGCUGAUGGACAAACAGGGGGCCAACCUGUUUGACAUCAUCAACCCUGAAGUGCUCCCUCGAGACGGCUUCGUGCUGACGCAGAUGGAUUUCGGCUUCCCUCACCACCUCCUGGUGGACUUCCUCAAGAGGACCCUGCAGUAGCCAGGCAUUUCGGUGCAGUUUUUACGACUUAAAGUGCUGCGUCAGCUUUUUUAGGUUUUGUUUGGAUUCAAUUCGAGCCACAGAAAAGCUCAUUUGGGAUGUUCUAUUUCUAUUCAAGAAAAUAUCUCGUUGGACUUUUGAUGGAAAUCUAAGUAAACUAAAAGGUUUUACAACGCUGCAUAAAGCUGAGAUGUUUUGCUGGUUUCAUUUGACUUUUAUUUGUUAUAUAGAGAUAAUUAAUAUAAUCGUUUAAGCAACAAAUAUGUUACUGUGUCUGGAAAUGGAAGAGACAUUUUUAAAAGAAUUAAAGCGUUGUUUUGUAGUUGUUCUGAACGUUGUGUUGUAGUUUUAGUAACGUCAUUGAAAUUAAACUUUGAAUAAAAGAGAUCUUUUUUGCCUGUUUGUUUUUUAACAAAUCUGUAUCUGCUCAUGGUUGCAGAAUGCCAGGAUGAGGAAGAUUUUCUUGAAUGCAUGCAGUAUACUCAAUGUUCAGCCAGCAAAAUGUUGAAAUGAAACAGUUGG